Molecule: messenger RNA, 1812 nt
Organism: Lodderomyces orthopsilosis Co 90-125
Lineage: Eukaryota; Fungi; Ascomycota; Pichiomycetes; Serinales; Debaryomycetaceae
Gene: MNN2
Product: Mnn2p
Exons: 1
Coding region: 1-1812 (603 amino acids)
Biological process (GO): mannan biosynthetic process
Cellular component (GO): Golgi apparatus
Molecular function (GO): alpha-1,2-mannosyltransferase activity
Source: RefSeq, a predicted model, not a curated record
AUGAUAUCGAAGCAAAGGUUAAGGCUCUUCCUCUUAAUUGUGGUGGCAUUAGUUGGUUUACAUUUUCUCACAACAAACAAUUUCAGGAACCAAGAUUUGCAACGAAUACUUGAUGAAUCGUUGAACAAAAAGCCAGAAAGUUAUGAUCAUAAACAACCAUCUCCUGGGAAAGAUAUUCCUGCAAAGACGAACCAACAAAUCAAUUCCAAACAACAGCCCGAUUCAACAAAGGUCAAACUAAAACCAAAACCAAAAAACCCAAAGCUUGAUGAUUAUACUAUAUUUUUUGAUGAUCUUGAGAAAUACAAGAUAAACCAACCAUCCAUCAAGGGAAAAUACAAAGAAAAAGAUCAGAAAGCAAAGGAACUCUUCUCCACUGAGGGCUCCUUCUUGUUUAAUAAAGAGUAUCUUGAAAAUGUGUUGGACAUAUCUGAGACAACUUUUGAGGAAAUGAAAGCCAGUCACACCAAAUACGUCAAUGAACGUAUACCUCAGCUUUUGAAUGAAGGAGUUGUAACUUUCGGUAAAAUGGUCCCUAGUGAUCCCGAUUGGGAAAUUUAUGAAGGUUCAUCGGGAUAUGUCUUGGUUGGUGGAGGCAGAUAUAGUUGGUUGUCGUAUCUUGUUAUCAAACAAAUACGUGCCACAGGUGCACAAUUACCAAUAGAAUUAUUUCUUGCAACAGAAGAUGAUUAUGAAAAGAGUUUUUGUGAGCACAUUUUGAGAACCUACAAUGCAAGAUGUAAUGUAUUUGACAAAAAAUUGGCUGAAGAUUUACUGACUAGAUUCAACAUUGGUGGUUAUCAAUACAAAAUGCUUGCGUUGUUGAGCUCGAGGUUUGAAAAUGUAUUGUAUUUGGACUCAGACAAUUUUCCAACAAGAAAUGUUGACUACAUAUUUGAUUCCGACUUGUACAAAAAAAAUAAUUUGAUAUUAUGGCCUGAUGCUUGGGCUAGAACUACCAACCCUAUGUACUAUGAUAUUGCCAAUGUGGAAGUGAAGGAAAAUAAACUCAGAUACAGUGCAUACGAUGUUAAACAAGCUGGAGGAAAAGAAAACCUUCGUCCUUUGUCUGAGUUCACUUUUGAGAACUCAUGGUUCCAUGAUUUCGAAGGAACUUUACCUGAUCCUACGUCUGAAACUGGAAUGUUUGUUGUCAACAAAACCAGUCAUUUGAAGACUUUGCUUCUCUGCUUGUACUAUAACGUGUUUGGUCCAGAUUAUUAUUACCCAAUUUUGACACAAGGAUCCGCAGGUGAAGGUGACAAGGAGACAUUUAUUGCUGCUGCCCAUGCGUUGAAUGAGCCAUGGCAUCAAACUUUGAAGCAAUUCCAAUGGACCGGUUAUCAUUCAAAAGCAUCGAAUUCCUUUACCUCAAAAGCAUUGGCACAUUAUGACCCAGUUCAAGCAUCAACAGACACCAAGGGUGUGGAUAUUAUUUUUAUGCACUUGUCCUAUCCAAAAUUCUAUCCUAAUUGGUUAGUCGACAAUCAUGAUCUUGUUUACCAAGAUUCUGGUGAGCAUAUACGUAUGUAUGCCGGUGUGAGGGAAAAUGUUGGCUAUGACUUUGAUUUACGUGUAUUGCAGUUUUUCACUGAAAGUAUUUGUCCUAACUAUUACGGACCUAACGGGAAGGCAAUUGAUGAAGAUGUUUCCUUAACCAAAGGUACAACGUACAUGGGAGAUUAUCUUCAGUAUAUCAAAGACGAAGAGCAAAACAAUAUCAAACGAUGCGAGGAAGUGUUUAUUCCGCAUUUAAAAUGGCUAAAGGAGACGAAUAAUGUUAAGGAGACAAAAAAAGAUGAGAAAGCCUAA